AGUUUAGUUUCUCUGAGUAACAUACUGAUUUCUGUCUUAUAUCUCAUAUAUUGGUCCCACAUGAUUGAAUCUUGGGGUGCAUGGUAGUUUAGUGGUUAACACGUACGCCCCACGCUACCAGGUUUGGGGGUUCGAUUCCCACUGCUGUCCUGUGUGUGUGGAGUUUGCAGGUUCUCGCUGUGGGGGUUUCCUCCGGGUACUCUGGUUUCCUCCCAAUCCAAAGACAUGCAUGGUAGGCUGAUUGGUAUGUCCAAAUUCUCCGUGGUGUGUGAUUGUGCCCUGCGAUGGAUGGAUGACUGGAUCUUACUUUUAACUGCUUAAACUAUACAAAUUGACUUCUUUAAUAUAUUAAAUUUGCUUAAAAAUAUACCAUAACAUCUAAUAAAGUCAUAUUGUCUUGUAAAAGUGAAAUGUAUGCUUUUUUAUUUGUAUUUUUUAACCAGUUUCCAAUCUGAGCAUGAGUGCGGUUACUACCUUACUAAAUAGUACGCCACCUCUGAUAACUAUAGUAGCUUGUAAUAUCGAUGGAGUACUGUUCUGACACACUGUUUAGUAUGGUAGUAUAGUGUCAUUUUGGCCGUAGCCAAUAAAACAUCAGUGUUUACGGAAGUGUAACACUAUUGGUCGAUGUAGGGCGUGUAGCGUGACGUCACUGAACGCGGAAGUGAACGCUUGGUUCUAAACUAAUGUAAACAUUUCGUUAACCGAGUGCUCUUGAAUUUUCGUUAGUCUUUGGACACAUUACGCUUUUAACAGAGGGGGUAUUAUAACUAUAUUAUAAUUAUUUCGUCUUAAAACCUUCAACAGCGCGACACAGACCUCGAAAAUUCCCGAGAACAAUGUCUUCUGUCGAUAUCCAUUCCCAGUUAGCGUCCAUACUAGAAAGGUUUGCAAAAGGUGCGCUGGUAGAGAUGACCAAACUCAUAGACAAGGACUCGGCGCUUUUACGCGCGGAGAUAGCGCGCAGACAAAUGGAGGUCGAGGCGCUUUUGUGUAAACUGCAGUUCGCAGAGAGUGAGCUGAGAUCGGCGCGCCAGGCAGCAGCUUCACGCCAGUCCGCUCCCAAUCGCCGAUCGGUGGCUGUACAAGUUACCAUCACGGCUGCACUGCAAGACUGUAAGGAAACGCACACAGACACGCACAUAGAUACUUCUUCAGUGCAUUCUUCUAAUGCAAAGCAGGAGGAUAGAGCAGAAUCGUUUCAGAUCAAAGAAGAGAGGACCGAGCUGAUGCCAUGGGACAAUGCAGAUGAGAUAGAGGAGACUCGUGUUUGCUGGGAGGAUGAGCGAAAUGCAUCCAACACAUCAGGUCGUAAUGAAGCCAAACCUGGUGUUAUUUGGGAUUCGCCUGAUUUAGAGGAUUUCACCAUGAGACCUGAGGCAUCACAAGACACUACUAAUACAGUUCCUGGGCAUCACAGCACAAAUGCAUCCCCAAAUCCAAGAGAGGAUAACAGCGUUCACUAUGAAUAUCAGCAAAGCACAGAAUGUGAUGCUGGACAACAGAGACUCAGUCGGUUGAUUAACACUAACAAUACAGCGCUUCCUCCAGUCAGCGAGCAGAGAGGUGAUGGGGUGGGGACGGGGGAGAAGAGUUCAUGCUGUGCUCAGUGUGGUAAAACUUUCACCACGCGCUUCUACUUGAAGAUCCAUCAGCGCAUCCACACGGGCGAGAGGCCCUACACGUGCCUACAGUGUGGCAAGCGCUUCUACUGUAACUCCCACCUCAUUUCACAUCAGCGCUGCCACACAGGAGAGAAGCCCUAUAGCUGCGAGGAAUGUGGCAAGUCGUACUCUCAUUUAAACUCAUUGAAACUGCACCAGCGCAGCCACACCGAGGAGGAGGUCUGCAACUACUGGUGACUUUGAAAGCCAGAUUUGGCCUUUUGGCCGAUUGUCUCACAUACAGCAUUAACUGAUUAUACAAUAUGGCACAAAAUUUUACAUGCACAAUAUGGUUACUGUGGACAAUGUAUAAUCUUGACUUCUAAGUUCAAUUUGAAAGCAAAUGGACAUUUUUUUUGACCAAGGAAUUGCUAACUAUGGAGUAAAAAAAUCCAGUACUGUGAUAAUGUAACCCCUGAUAAAAGUUUAGGCAAGAAUCAAAUUUCAUUUAGUCACAAAGCCUAGUUUUAAACAUCAGUAUUGUGGAGAAAUAGCCACCUUAUCUUCCACUUACAAUAAAUUUAUUUGAUUAGCCAAGACUUGUUUGGUGUCUAAAGUUUUCUUUUCUUUUUUCUUUUUUUUAAAUUACUUUAAUAUAGAUUUGAAGUAAAUGACAUAUCCAACAGUUUAGCAUUGUGUAAACUGAAUGUUUAAAUCAUCACACACCUCAAAAGACAUAACAAUCUUGUACACUCACUCACUUAUACACUUGUCACUAGCAUUUGUACCUUUAUUAUGUAUCUUUUAUGUAGAAAGGUGCAUGUAGUGUACCUAUAACGCUUUACUUUAAACACAAAUUAUGUAAUGGACCUAAAAUAAUUUUUAAAGCUACACUAUAUAAAAAUAAACAUAUUAAAGGUACCAGUGACAAGAAAAUGUACAGUUUAGUACAAUUUUUUUUUUUUUUUUUUCUGAGUGUAACAUAAAACCCCAUCUUUCACAGAGAGUGACCAAGUGCACUGAGAAAGGAAGUGAUUUGGCUUCAAGAUGGCUGCUAUGAUUAUUUCUUGUUCAACAUACGCUUGUUCAUUGUUCUAGAUAACCAUGUCAGAAACCACAUAAACAUGUCUAAGUUUCUGAACAACAAUUAAACAUACACUGAGAUGCGAGUGUGAUGAUAUAUGCAAACAGUUUGAACAAUGCUAAAUUGGUAGCUGCAAGCUUCCUUGUUUACAUGUUAAUUACAUGAGCCUCAGCUCCAGUCACUAAACGUGUCUUGGCUGAUCGACAACAUUUGGGAUGAGAAGACAUUUUAGUCAAUUUCAUUUUGACGACUGUUGAAACAGAUUUGUUCAUUUUGAGUUGUGGUUACUUUAAAUAUUUAGUAAAUAUUUCAAUACAUUGUGCAAAAGUUUUUUGGUGUCAUGAAUAUGUUUAAUUUGAAAGAACUUGAAAGAUAUAUAGCAUAUAAUUAUUGACAUUUUGCUUUUCAUUUGUCAUAAAGUAGAGAGCCUCCCAACCAUUAACCCAAAAGAGGAUAAAAUUGAAAUUUCAUUUAAAAGUUGUACACGAUUAAACCUUAAGUCUUAAGUCUAAGGUUUAAAGUAAGACAGUGAGAGAGUUCAUAGUUAUUUAUAGACCUAGACUCUUUUUGAAGAAUGUGCUAUUGAUUAUCCAGGUGGACAGCUAGAGUUAUAGUUUAACUCUGGACAUGCCAGAUUAAGUACUGUUAACCAAAGAGAAUUAUGGGCUUUAAUAAUGACGUUUUAUUACAGUUGUAAAAACACUGUAACUUUUAAAAGGAUAAGACAGUAAUGAUAAUGAAUUAAUGUUAAAGAGGCGCUCUGUGAACUGUAUGGGGCUAUUAGCGAACUGCAGAACACACCCCUGAUGUUAUCAUCACCAGAGAUUUCAACCAUGCGAAUCUCAAAUCAGUGUUCCCUAAAUACCACCAACAUGUGCAACAAGAGGGGUGAACGCGCUGGACCUUGUUUACACAAACAUCUCUGGCGCAGCCCCGCCCCCCACCUCGGCUACUCAGACCACAUCUCUCUUAUGCUAAUCCCAGCAUACAGACCGGUUCUGAAGCAGGUGAAAAACAAAACCUGGCCAGAAGGACCCAUCUCUGCUCUUCAAGACUGUUUUGAUCACACUAACUGGCACAUGUUCAGGGAGCCUGCAACCGGCAGCAACUCCACCAGCUUGGAGGUCUAGAGUGGUGCAGGGAUGACGUCAUUUUGUAAUACCAAAACCCGGAAACGAGUUAGCA
This is a messenger RNA of Ictalurus furcatus (blue catfish), 3873 nucleotides long. RefSeq names its product zinc finger protein 614. Gene Ontology annotation, biological process: regulation of transcription by RNA polymerase II. The record is from RefSeq and is a predicted model, not a curated record. The transcript is spliced from 5 exons. Lineage: Eukaryota; Metazoa; Chordata; Actinopteri; Siluriformes; Ictaluridae. Bases 840 to 1862 code for a protein of 340 amino acids. Gene Ontology annotation, molecular function: RNA polymerase II cis-regulatory region sequence-specific DNA binding; DNA-binding transcription factor activity.